This is a messenger RNA of Oryzias melastigma (Indian medaka), 7628 nucleotides long. RefSeq names its product G patch domain-containing protein 8. NCBI's taxonomy places the organism in Eukaryota, Metazoa, Chordata, Actinopteri, Beloniformes, Adrianichthyidae. Bases 1067 to 5335 code for a protein of 1422 amino acids. Gene Ontology annotation, cellular component: nucleus. The record is from RefSeq and is a predicted model, not a curated record. The transcript is spliced from 5 exons.
GACAGCGCCACGCGCCACCGCGCAGCUGCAGCAGGUUCCGAGCCGCGGGUGACUGAAGGCCCAGAAGGAGAACCAGAGAAGGAGCCUUCAUCUGUAAUCAAAUUAUCCUCCCUUUCAUCCUUAAGGAUGUCUGGAUGGAAUGUUCUCAAAGCUCGUCGCAGAUUGACUUUAAAGUCCUGGAAGACAGAAGGGAACUGGAAAAAACAUCAUUUCAUCACUGCAUGGACACUGAGAUAUGAAAAGUUUGAGGGUUGAAGAAGGUGUAUGCGCUUUGAACGCGCAGCAGUGACUAGACACCCCUCCAUUCACCCCCAAAACUAACUGACUGACAAAAAACGCAUCAAGAUCCGGUCCAGCCUUGCAGAUGCAUAAUCUCAAACAUGGAAAAUGAUUUGCAAGAAGAGGGAGGUGGGGGUGAGGAGGAGUGCGCGGGCGCAUCGUGUGUGCGCGGGGAAGGGGGUGUUGGGUGGGGGGUGGAGAAGAGUGAAGCACUUCAGCUUCCUCGCGCCGGAGCCCGGUAAUAACUACAAGGAGCGGUUCUUUCGGAUGGAUUUAUCGUCCCUCCCACCUCACACCGCAGAAUUCCAUUCACAGGACAGGUGACUGUGACGACGGAGGCAGAAGAAGAAAAGAGACCCGAGAACACCCCCCUCCACUCCUCAUCCUCCUCCUCCUCUUUUCUGAUGCCUCUCACAUGCGUGGAGGAGAGGGGAGCCGAAAGUAUCUUGAUUUCUGUCCUGCGAUUUUCGCGCGCGGUUUGCGCUCCUGUCUGGCUGGAAGCAAAUCUGUGCGGGCUGAAGCGGAAGGCUGGGGAUGAACAGACAGAGCUGGGGAUCAGCAGGAGUGUCUGUGUGUGUGAGACUGGAACUGGAUCCAUCUUAUCCUCUGGCACUCCAAAAGCGCUCGUCCGUUCAUUAAAGUCCGGCGGACGCAGACUCCAGCGCCGGCAGAUUUUUCUUCAGAGGACAGGACUCUGUGCUCGGUGCGCUCUGCUCUGCUCUGCACGCGCACCGUGCAGGUGUGGGUACCUGGAACAACCGGGAUCGCGGAGGAGGGAACUUGCUUAAUGGGCCCCAAACCUCGGGAGCAGCCCGGGAUGGCGUGCAGCACGUGCUACUACCUGGUUAUCAGCUCCACUCACCUGAGCAAUGGACACAUUCGGCGCGUCAAGGGGGUCUUCAGAGGACCGCUGUGCGCCAGCAGCGACUCACCGGAAUGCACAGAGAGAGCUUUGGGUUGCUCCGCAGAGGAUCUGAAGUCGCUUUUCUACUGUGAGCUGUGUGACAAGCAGUACCUGAGACACCAGGAGUUUGACAACCACAUCAACUCCUAUGACCACGCACACAAGCAGAGACUGAAAGAGCUCCAGCACAGAGAGUUUGUUCGCAACGUGGCCUCAAAAUCUUGGAAGGACCAGCGCAAAGAGGAGAAGGCUCUCAGGCGUCUGCACCAGCUCGCACAACUGCAGCAAGAAACCCAGAGAAUCCCAAGGAAGGCGUGUGAGCUGAGACAUAGCAUCAGAGCUCUCAGUCAGCAAGAGGACCACGGCCCUGAGGACAAAGCUGAAAACUUCAGCUUCACACAACAAACCUUUGCUUCUCAACACAGGACUCAAAGCAUUCAGUCAGAAGUUUCAUGCCGACCUCUUCCACAAAAACCCAUCACUGCAGCCGAGCCCCCGCUGAUCACUUCCACUGCUGAUACAAGCCCCCCUGCAGCGCAGAGCCAGUCUUGCCACAGCUUGUGUCCCAAGCUGCCUCUCCCUGUGCAGGGGAAAGUGGGAGGCAGGCUUGGAGUAUCCUUCUGCUUCUCACGCAGAGGGCCCCGGCUGGAGCCUUCUGCCUCUGUCUUCUCAGACCUGGAGGAGGAGGAGAGGGAGAAGCGAGAGCAAAUAAAAGAAAGAAUAAAAGAGAUAAUGGAAGAUAUCGACAGGGAAAUUGGGGAGGCUGAUGAAAGGAAACGCAGUGUGAGUGCAAAGAAGGAAGAGUCUAACAGCAUCUCGCUUCGUGACAUUCAGCCUGUCCCAGAGGGGGGGGUGAGGGACCUGAUGGAAAAGGCAGACAAAGAGGAAGAAGAUUUCCCUUUUUCUAGAGCAGCAACUGACAAUCAGAUCCAUGACUCAACAGUCACACAUUUACAGACAGAAGUGACUUUGUGGGACACGGCGUUGGGCCGCAUGGACAUAAACCACGAAGAAACAGAGAGGAGGCAAGGAGCAGAAAAGGAGGCGAGUUCGUUUGUGUCUGUUCUGGGGAGAGAUGAUUCAACUCAUCUGAGAUGGCCUGUCAGUUUGCUUAAAUUCACCAAAUCUCAGCCGCACGUCUCCUACAGCUGCAACCCGCUCUGCAUGAACCUGCAUCCACCUGAAAAACUCACAGAGGACCUACAAGAGUCACAACAAAAUCAAUUGGGUGCUUUUUCAGAUGAAUCAAAUCCCUGUCUGCCAGCUGCUCCUGCGCCACAUGCUCAUUCCCAUUUGCAAACUGAGGCAAGACAUGAGCAGGGCGCACACGAACAAGACAAAAAUAAGAUUUAUAAUCAGGAAGAGAACAUGGACGCGCGGGCAGAAGCACAUCUGCUCCUUAAAAACAAAUGCCUCUCAUGCUCAGUUACAAGACCACGAUGUGUUGAUGAAAGAGGAUGCAGAACAAGUGAGGAGAACUGUGAGAGGGCAGCUUCCCGACCAUUUGACCCCACUCAGACUGACAUCUCUGAUACAAACUCCAAAAAUCCUCUGGGAGGCAGAUUAAAGGCUGCAAAAGGGAUCAGGAAGAGAGCCAUCACAGCCCUGAGCUGUAAAUUAGAAUCUGUCACCCAGCUGGCCACGCAGGGGACAUGCAUCAGCCCAUCCAGGUGUGAUUGCGGGAGUGAGACGAUGAGCAAGUGUGCCAACACUCCGCCAUACGUGUGCGUCCCAAAAGCGUCACCCAAAAGGAGAAAAAAACACACCAAGAAGCACAAGACAAAGCAGACUGAGGGGAGAAAAGCUUCAAAGAAGCAGCAAUCAGUAAAGUGCAAAGUUAGAAGUGUUGUCUCUGCAGUUUCUGCUGGAUUACAGCGCAGAGAAGAAACCGGGGGAAGCUCCGGAAAGAGAAGGAGGCAAAGAGAAAAGAGGAUGAGGAGGGUGGCUGUAGCAUGGAGCCACUGUCUCCCGGGGAGAUGUGAGGCUGAGCCAGUAUCUGUCUCUGUCAGGAAGCGGAGGCCUCAUAGGAACCACAACACUGAAUUCAAGUCACAGCGAGGCAGCGCGCAGGCAGAGCGCCUCGCCAUCCACUCUCAGCUCGGCAGACACGCGGCAAACAGGGGUAAUAAGGGGGAGGGAAAUACAGAAGGAGAUGGGGGGACUUUUCCCUGGCGGUCUCACUUCUCCUCGCACUCCUUUUCACCGGGUUGUAACUCAAAGCCGUUUUGGGAAAGGGGUCACCAUAGCAACCCCAAGAGUUUCAUUGACUGCUGUUACCCUGACAACAGCUGUGGUAGCAGCCCACCAAAAAGGAGAAAAGUUCUCCGUGGGGACAGGACAUUCAUUCAUAAUAAGAGGAACUGUGAAGUCUGGGAGGACAGGGGGAGGGAAAUAGCAGGACAUUCAGGCUACAGAGACAGAGACCUGAUUUCAGAUACAGGACAGUGGGAGUGGAUGAGGGGGGGCUGUGAAGAUGAUGAUGACGAAGGUAAGUCAAGGACUGCCUGGAGCCUAAAAAACAGUUCAAUAGAGUGGGAUAAUGUGGAAAGGUUUACUCCUAGUCCUAGUAGCUGGGGCAGGACGUACAGACAUUACAGCACAGAGGAUUUAGACUGGGACAGGAGCAGCAUGGACAGAUGGACAUGGGGCAGCAGUGACAACUGGGAGGACAGGGGCACAUAUAGAUCUCUGUCAGGGUCUAGGAGGAGCACAGAUAGCAGAGAAAGCCCAUGCAGCACGUGGAGAUGCACAGUCACCAGAAAGUCCAGUUUAAAAUCGCUUUCAGGUCAUGAAAGGUGGAGAAAGAGACGUCGCCGUCAGAGUGUGAUCGGGACUCGGAUCAGUCAAAGCCCACGCUCCUGCAGCCCGUGCAGCAGCACCAACACAUCUGAGCUGAGCAGCGAAUGGAGCAGGAGCAGCACGUUUUCGGUGGAUAGCAAGGAUGGGGUGAGGAUCAGCUCGGCCGGGACGUCCUCACACACUGCAGAAAACAAGCACAGCAGCCCUUCCUCCUCCUCAUAUCCCCUCCCUCAGUGUCCGUCCCCCAUCCAUGCACCGUCUCCAAAAGAUUCCAACCUGACUAUGAAACACUGUGAAAGCAGCUCCUCACAGCUCAAAGAAAGGAAUUCACAACCAAACCGUUCCCCUGAGCUCAGCACCCCUGUCAGCUCAGACAAAACUCCGACAGGCCUGUGUCCCACUAAGACUCUGGCACAAAAGCCCACGAGAAUAUUGGUUUUCCCUCUUAUCGGAAAACUUCCCGCCAUCCAGAGAAAAGCGAGGGGAACCAAAGGACUGUUAGAGAAAAGUCACGAAAGGCAGAAAAGCGAGAGCCAGGAAGAAGAUCUCGGCAUAACUUUUGACCGUCCAACACAUGCCUCGGAUGAUCCAGAUCCCAGCACUGUGCCAAAUCCCCGGAAGCAGAUUAGGACCUGUGACAAACGGGCAGGUGGAGAGACCGCUCAACCAAUCAGCUUUUCAGCUGCGGAGAUGGACAAAUAUCGCGUUUUGCAGGAACAGGCGAGAGAGCACAUGCAGAAAGUCUUGGAAACGAAACACGAGAACGGAGACGCACACCUGCAGAUGGACUCUACGCCCUGCUGCGUGUCACCGGACGACCACUACUAUCCUGCAGGGUUGCACGACCCUGCAAAGCCUCAAGAUCAGUUACUGCAUUUAGAAGUAAUGGAAAGAGUACAACACACUCUCCGUAACAGUCUCCCCGCCCCACACAUGAGCCCACUGGAGAACAUCACACAAUCGAUGGCUCUGGAAGUCCCUAACCUCCCCCCUCUACCACCGUCUCCCCCAAUCUCCAAUCUGCAUCACGUCGUUUUCCAACAUGCAGCUCUCUCCAUGCCCCCACACUCCUCCUCCACCUCCAGCUCGGCUUCCCUCUCUCCUGCUUUCCAUCCACAUCUGCCACCUCGCCCUCCUUCCAUCCCAAAUCCCUUUUCCCUCCCUCCCCUCUCCAUCUCCUCCCUGUUUCCCUCCCUGCUGCUCUCACAUCACCCCUUUCCGUUCCUCCACCAAUCUCCAGUUUUCCACACGUCCGCGCUCACCCCGCUCUUCCCCGUCGGCCUUCAGCCGCUGAGCCCGCGGCCUUUCAUGGACGCACCGUGGCCAGGGAGGUUUCAGCAGAAGGCGAUAUGAUUUCUUUCAGAGUGCCUGCCACGCUAAUUAAUCUUUCCUGGCAACGACACGAGGAGAUGAAAUGCUCGACGUGAGACAGGUUUAUCUGAAACGAGGUUGUGUCAGUGCUUUUUGACUGUUUUCAAAUGAAAACAUUUAGCGCGUGCUGUGCAGCGCUGGAGAUGACAAGCAAGGAAACAGACUUUGAUCCUCUCUGUUUUCCAUCAGUCCCCAUUUAAGUCCAAAAAUAAAAGGAAAGGUGCACCUGGUAUUCAAAGACAGACUGAGCGGUGUCAUCCUGUCUUUUUCUCUCAGAGCCACAUUCAGGCAGGCGGCUGUUUGAAGAACCCUUCAAGCCAGGGACAGCGCAACAAGAGAAAGUAAUAAUACUCACCCCCUUAUCUCCAUUUCUUGCAGGUCAGCUGAGUUAGCGUGUGACUUUUAGCAAACAUCAAUAAUGUACCAAAGGCCAAAGGGGCUGGAAAAGCCAUUUUUACCUUAACUGCAUAGGUUUGUAAAAAGUAAGAAUAUUUCUGAAAAGACACAAUUUCCCGUCAAAAGUAACAGCAGCUUCUUUUCAAGUGACUUUAGCAAAACAGAAGAACUGCUCUGUCAGUGUACAUGUAAAGACUGUGGUUGGAAAACUGACUGGAAACAUUAAAAUGUGUAUUUAACCACGACUGUUUGUAUAUUGAUUUGGACAACCUGUGGUUUUUGUGAUGAACUAUUUUUUCACAAGUUUUACAGUAAAAAGUUUUUUUUUAAACCUUAACAAAUCAACUGCUGAGGCACAGUUCAAUUCAUUGAAUUCAUUAACUGAGAACAAAUGAGCUUUAAUGUGUUUUUAUGGUCUGUUGGAGUGUUGUUGAUCAUCCAAAGUGUUGCAGCAACAUUUGAGAAUUUGUGGAUAAUGCAUUUAAAAAUGAGGCGUAUAAUUCCUUAAAAAAAUAGUCUGUGAAGGUUUUCACUGCAAACAUUUGUUAAGUGCCUAAUAUUUUAAAAAGCACAAAAAAUACCCCAAAAAGAUACCUUUAAAUAAAAAAAUAAGGGAAUAAAGUUUUAUUUUUUUCUGCCUUAUACAUACAAAUGUGUCUCCUUAUUUUUAUGCAAUGUUGGAUCUUUCAUUACCAAAUGUGAGUCCAAAACUCUCAUAACUUUGACCCUCUUUCAAGUUGUUUCAAGAAAUAAAAACACAGACAAGUGGUUAGAAUGAAAACAGUCUAUUUGUAUCAUUAAUAAAAUGGAUGGCUUCUUUCUCGCAUGUCUUGCCAGGGUUAUGGAUGAUGGUAACUGUUGCUAUGCAUUCAAGGCUAGUAAUAAAGCUGCUUGCCAAACAGUUGAAAGCUGCAGCGGCGGGCUCUAAGGGAACGGAACACAGAGGAGAACAGAGCAGCAUCCAGAUGGUCUAUGGAGUCAGACUACCCAGAGUGCUUUGAGAAAUUGGAUUGAUUUGCCCUCCGUGAUACGACUGGACACAACCCAGAAUAAGCAGCGAGGGAGGGGGGCUACAGCAGGGGUCUGACAUUAAUACAGACACAUGCAUGCUCCAGAAAUAUAAGAAAGCUCUAACAGCGACUCAAUGAUUACAGCAGCAGUCUGACUAUACUGCUUGUGACCCUUUAGCUUGUGUGCGCGUUUAAAUUUGGUAGAAACGCGAGAUCUGUAUCUUUCUCCCCAGGACCGGAGAUCAAACAGACUCUCUGAAAUAUAGAGCAGCAAUAAUUAGCAGCUGUUACAGCAUCAAACUUCUCUAUCUCUACCUCUCAUUCUCUAACACACACACACACAUGCCCUGCUGCUCUCUUAACGUUUUCAAAUCAGACAUUGUUUUCCUCAUCCCUGCAAAACUGAAAUCCAGGUGGAUGACAGUAAAUUACCAAACCACCCCUUUUUUUAUCCUUCAUCUCUUAAGACUGUCAUCUCAACUGCAGAGAAAAUGAAAAAAAAUGAAUUAAGAACGGGGGAUGUAUUUAAAAAAAAUAUAAAAGCAUAGUAAUCGGAUGGAUCUGCCAACUUUACUGUAACAUAAAAUUGAAUUUCAAGUCUCUCUUUCCUCACUGGGCUUUUGGUGCUGUGGUCAUGUGGAAAUUAGUAAUCACAAUAUCGCUGUACUUUCUGUCAGUGACUGAUUAAACCAUUACCUAAGCCCUGAGACUUGCCCCCUGGUGUGUUCAUGUUUUGCUGCUGAGUGUGCGCCCACUGGAGUGUGCCUUGAUUUAUGAUCGAGAGGAAGCAGUUUCUUCAGUCAAUCCGCUUCUGAGAACUAAUGAGGAAUAAAAACUAAAGCUGGCACUCAGUCACCAAAAAAAAAAAA